Molecule: messenger RNA, 1527 nt
Organism: Didymodactylos carnosus
Lineage: Eukaryota; Metazoa; Rotifera; Eurotatoria; Philodinida; Philodinidae
Source: the annotation of a GenBank genome assembly
AUGGCAGAUACAUUAUUUCAACAAGCCGAUACAAACAGAGACAAUCGAUUAGAUAUAAACGAAUUUCGUAAUCUCGUCUCUUCCGGUGGAGUAGGUGGAGUAGGUGGAGGAAGUUUUGGAUCAUCUGGUUAUUCAAGUGGUAGUUAUGGAGCCGAUGCUUCCCUAGCUGGAUUAGCUGGAGCUGGUGGUGGAUACAGUUCGUAUUCAUCAGGCUCAAGCUAUGGUGCCGGAUUAGGAGGAGCUGCUGAUCUCUCUGCUUUCGGAGCAGGUGGUUACGGUUCAUCAUCAUAUGAAUCAUCCGGUUAUUCAUCUGGAGCAGGAUUAGAUGUUGCAGGUUACGGAGGUGCUGGUGGAGCAUAUGGAGCUGAGUAUUCAUCGGUGAGCGGUGGAGUAGGCGGAUAUGGAAGCUCAGGCUAUUCAUCUGAAAGUACAUCAGUUCAACGAUAUGCAACGGAUGCUCAAGGAUUAUAUCAAGAUUCAAAUCCACAAAUAAUCCGUAGACCAGCACCAGGCGGUGGUGUCACAUACAAACAAAACAUCCUAGUUCGAUUCUUACAACCACCACCAAUUCCACCACCAGGUCCAUUGAUCAUCCGAGAAGUUCGACCACCACAGCCACCAGCGCCACCACCGCUCGUUGUGCGUCAACGCGCCCCAGCACCCCCACAACCGCCUCCACUUAUCCUUCGUGAAAGACCACCACGUAUCCCAGCCUCAGUUGCAGCUCAAACAAUCAUCCGAAGACUGCCUGCAUUACCAGUACCACCACGAUCAGUCAUCACUGAACGCUUACCUGCUCCUCCUCCAAAACCUCGUGAUAUAAUCAUUGAGCGAUGGAUCCCAUAUGGCGCACAAGCGAAACGAAGAACAGUUGUUCAACGUGCAGGUGCUGCUCACCAAUAUACAGCUCCACGAAAUGUCAUCAUUCAAUAUGAACCAAUUCAAGCUCGUGUUGUUCGACAAUUUCAACGACUUGGAGUUCAACAAGAAAAUCCAGUCGUAUACGUUCAACGUUGGGGUGCUCAAUUACGUGACAGUGUGACACUUCUUCAAGAAGCACGAUCGGCUGGAGUUGUUGAAGAUAUCGAAAAAAUCCUUUUGCAGAUAUUUAAUAGCUCUAUGUUAGCAAAAAUGAUAUCGCUUUUGAAUGUAUCCUUUGGAGGUGAAUUAGCAGGUGCUGGUGGAGCCGGUUAUGCUUCAUCUUAUGAAUCUAGUUCUUCAUAUGGCACUGGAGCUGCCGGUUUCGGUGGCCUAGAAGCAGGUGGAGCUGUUUUAGGUGGCUAUGGAGCAGCUGGCUUAGGCGCAAGUGGAGCAGUUGGCUUAGGCGCAAGUGGAGCUAGUCUUGGUGGCUUAGACGUAAGUGGAGCUGGUGGUUAUGGAGGUUCUUCAUAUGAAUCUUCAUCUUAUUCUUCAUCCGGUGAUUUGGGAGGAUUUGGCGUAAGUGGAGGAUUUGGCGGAGGAUUAGGUGGCUCAUCAAGUUACCAAUCGUCAUCAUACGGUGUUGGAGGUGAUGCAGCUUUUCUGUAA